AUUGCUCUUUGGCUCUGAACAGAAGCAACAGAAAUGGCAUCUCAAAAUCAAGAAAGUGAGGGAGGAGAAACUGUCAUGAGGUGCAGGUGGGUUAGGGUUUUGCCUAAUAGAUUAUGGGAUAAUAUAGUUGAGAUUGGAAAGAAAGGAAAGGAAAUUGGAAAGGAAGAUCCAAGAAGAAUUAUCCAUUCUCUAAAAGCAGGAUUAGCUCUCACUUUGGUUACUCUUUUAUACUCUAAUGAUCCACUCUAUGAGGGUUUUGGUGUUAAUGCAAUGUGGGCUGUUCUAACUGUUGUGGUUGUCUUUGAAUUUUCUGUUGGUGCAACACUCGGGAAAGGUUUCAAUAGGAUGGUAGCAACAUCCAUAGCUGGUUUUCUAGGCUUCGGAGCUCAUCGUUUGGCUGCCCUUUCCGGUCGCGGAGGAGAACCCAUCUUCAUUGCUUUCCUUGUCUUCAUAAUCUCUGCCAUAGCAACAUUUGCAAGAUUUUUCCCAGCAUUAAAGGCAAGGUACGAUUAUGGGCUAACCAUAUUCAUAUUGACCUUCUGUUUGGUAUCAGUUUCUGGUUACAGAGACGAGGAAUUAUUGGGCACGACUCACACAAGAGUAUCAACAAUAGCCAUUGGUAGUUUUACUGCUAUAUUUGUAUGCAUCGGUAUUUGCCCUGUUUGGAUCGGAGAGGAUCUUCACAAUUUGGUCGUUGGCAACAUUGAAAAGCUCGGAAACUUUUUGGAAGGAUUUGGGAACGAGUACUUUAAGGUGUCUGAAGAAAAGCAAUCUAAUAAUGACAAGCCAUUCCUUAAAAACUAUAAAAGUGUCCUUUCUUCCAAGAGCAGUGAAGAAUCCAUGGCUAAUUUAGCUAGAUGGGAACCUUGCCAUGGUCGAUUCAGGUUCUUUCAUCCUUGGAAACAAUACCUCAAAAUUGGAAGUCUAGCUCGGGAAUGUGCCUACAAAAUUGAAGCUCUUAACAACUACCUUAAUCCUCAUAUUCAAACUCCUAUGGAAAUCCAAAACAAAUUUGUGGAGCCAUGCACGAAGCUCAGCGUGGAAUGUGGUAAAGCACUAAAGGAAAUAGCGUCAGCAACCAAAAAAAUGAGAAGAUCAAACUCAGCUGCUAUCCACAUAGCAAAUGCAAAAGCUGCAGCCGAAAAUGUCAAAUUCCUUCUCCAAAUAAACCUUUCGGAAGGAGCACUUCUAGUUUAUAUAAUUCCAACAGCUACGGUGGCUACGCUUCUGCUAGAGGUUCUGCAAUGCAUUGAGAAAAUUUAUGAGGCUAUAAAUGAAUUGGCAGCAAAGGCUCAUUUCAAGAACGUAGACCCUACUGUGUCGCCGGAGCAACCACAUUUGCUUCACCGUGGAACUGUGAAACCGAUGCCCAAUAAUCUCGGUAUAAUAUCUCACGUCGUUACUAUCUAGGGAUAGUUCCAAACUUCAAAUUCUACUUUCAUAUAUAUAGUAUGGUAUAGAGGAAGAAACUGAAUAAUUCUCUUACUGUAUAUUUCAAGAAACCUUUCCUGCCAUAUAAAGGAAGGUUUCGAAAAUGCUACAAGUUUCCAGUUAAAUGUCUGUAAUUUAAGUGUUCUCUUGUAUUAUAUAUGCAAUAAUAGAGCUUACCAGAGA
Molecule: messenger RNA, 1614 nt
Organism: Jatropha curcas
Lineage: Eukaryota; Viridiplantae; Streptophyta; Magnoliopsida; Malpighiales; Euphorbiaceae
Product: aluminum-activated malate transporter 2
Biological process (GO): malate transport
Source: RefSeq, a predicted model, not a curated record